UCGAGCAACCGCCUGGCCCUUUAAGGAGGCAAAGAACAGGCGGCUUCUCCCUCCCCGCGUGUUCAACGGAGGGAGGAUAACCGCGGCCAAGGUGUGUGUGUGAGCGCGGUCGCCUGGCGGCGCGGGGCGGCUGCUCGGGAGAUUGCACCGCCUCUCCUCUUCUAUCUCCCCGCCGGCCGAGGACGGAGCGCCCCUUCUAACGCCAAAGCGGGAGCCAGGAGCAGCCAAAUCCCGGGAUCCCGCGCUGGUAGGAAAGCAACCGCCGGAGCGAUCCCGCCGAAAUACAACUUUUCCCCGCGCCCUGCAGGCACCCCCGGAGGGCAUGAUCGGAGGAGGGCAAGGACCUCCUCCAAAUCCUGAUGCUCCUGUUGAGCAGAAUGGUGCUUUGGUCUCCACCUCAUUUUAGAUCCCAUUUUGCAAAAGUGGUACCUCAGGGAGAGGAGAAGUAUGCGCGAACAGACUCAGACGUUGGUUCAGAUAUCCAGCUCUGAAAUCACAGACCUUAUGCAAUCAUCAUUUCCGGUAGAAGCUAUCCUUCCAUGGUCAUUGCGGGGAUACAUUGAAAGAUUAAUUAUGCUUAUGGAAUAAAAGGAGCAGUUAUUGAUGAGCAAAAUAGUGGGCCAGAAGACAGGCAGACUGGAACGCAUCAGCUGCCGGGGAAACCCCUGGCCGAACUGGAAGCAUGGAGGAGGGGAUUAAUGGAAAGAUGAACCAGGCCCAUAUCCUAUUUGACCGAUUUGUCCAAGCUUCCACUUGCAAAGGGACUCUGAAAGCCUUUCAAGAGCUCUGUGAUUAUUUGGAGCUGAAGCCCAAGGAUUACCGUACUUUCUACCACAAGCUCAAAUCCAAGUUGAGUUAUUGGAAAGCUAAAGCUCUUUGGGCCAAGUUGGAUAAGAGGGGCUGCCACAAAGACUAUAAGAAGGGGAAAGUAUGCGCCAACACGAAGUGUCUCAUUAUUGGGGCUGGACCCUGUGGCCUUCGGACAGCCAUUGAUCUCUCCUUUUUAGGAGCAAAGGUGGUGGUGAUAGAAAAGCGUGAUGCCUUCUCCCGCAACAAUGUUCUGCAUCUGUGGCCGUUCACCAUUCAUGACUUGAGAGGUCUCGGCGCCAAAAAGUUCUACGGCAAAUUUUGUGCAGGAGCCAUCGACCAUAUCAGUAUUCGUCAGCUUCAGCUGAUACUCUUGAAGGUCUCCUUAAUUCUUGGUAUUGAGAUCCAUGUCAAUGUUGAAUUUCAGGGUCUUCUCUGCCCUCCUGAGGACCAGGAGAAUGAGAGGAUAGGUUGGCGUGCACAAGUCUAUCCAAAAACACAUCCUGUGUCGGAGUACGAGUUUGAUGUGAUAAUUGGAGGGGAUGGAAGGCGAAAUACUUUGGAAGGGUUUCGGCGAAAAGAGUUUCGUGGGAAGCUGGCAAUUGCCAUUACGGCAAACUUUAUCAACCGGAAUACCACAGCUGAGGCCAAGGUUGAAGAGAUCAGUGGCGUGGCUUUCAUUUUCAACCAGAAGUUUUUCCAGGAUCUUCGAGAAGCAACUGGCAUUGAUCUAGAGAACAUUGUCUACUACAAAGAUGAUACCCAUUAUUUUGUCAUGACUGCCAAAAAACAGAGCUUGCUGGACAAAGGAGUCAUAUUACACGAUUAUGCAGACACAGAACUGUUACUGUCACGGGAGAAUGUGGACCAAGAGGCUCUGCUCAGCUACGCCAGGGAAGCUGCUGACUUCUCAACAAAUCAGCAGCUGCCAUCGCUGAACUUUGCCAUCAACCACUACGGACAGCCCGAUGUGGCAAUGUUUGACUUCACGUGCAUGUAUGCCUCAGAGAAUGCAGCCAUGGUCCGAGAAUUGAAUGGCCACCCGUUGCUGGUGGCAUUGGUCGGGGACAGUUUGUUAGAGCCAUUUUGGCCAAUGGGAACUGGAAUAGCCAGAGGCUUUCUUGCUGCCAUGGACUCUGCAUGGAUGGUACGAAGCUGGUCCUUAGGAACAGGUCCUUUGGAGGUCCUUGCAGAAAGAGAGAGCAUCUAUAGGUUGUUGCCUCAAACUACGCCAGAAAAUGUCAGCAAGAACUUCAGCCAAUACAGCAUUGAUCCUGUCACUCGAUACCCCAACAUCAAUAUCAAUUUCCUAAGGCCAAGCCAGGUACGUCACUUGUACGACACAGGAGAUCUGAAGGAUAUUCAUCUGGAGAUAGAAAAUUUAGUGAAUUCCAGGACACCAAAGUUAUCGCGGAAUGAGUCUGUGGCCCGUUCUAGCAAACUUCUGGGCUGGUGUCAGAGGCAGACAGACGGCUAUGCUGGUGUGAACAUAACAGAUCUUACAACGUCAUGGAAGAGUGGCCUUGCACUGUGUGCUAUUAUUCAUCGAUUUCGUCCAGACUUGAUAGAUUUUGAUUCUGUAGAUGAAUACAACAUCGAGAAGAAUAAUCAGCUAGCAUUUGACAUUGCUGAGAAAGAGCUUGGAAUUUCUCCCAUCAUGACUGGCAGAGAUAUGGCGUCAGUUAGUGAACCAGACAAGUUGUCUAUGGUCAUGUAUCUCACCCAAUUUUAUGAGAUGUUCAAGGACUCUCUUCCUUCCAAUGAUAAUCUGGAACUGAAUGCAGAAGAAAAAGCUGCUUUAAUCACUAACACUAAAUCACCAAUUUCCUUCCUAAGCAAGUUGGGACAGACUAUUUCACGGAAACGGACCCCAAAGGAUAAAAAGGAGAAAGAUCUGGAUGGCUCAGGAAAAAGGAGGAAAACCAGCCAGUCAGAAGACGAGGACACUUCCAGAAGCUGUCGUGAAGACAGGCCCACCCUUGUAAGUGCCCUGACCGAAAGAAGAAUUGAUGCUGCCAUCGGGAACCAGAAUAAAGUGAAGUCUAUGGCAACACAGCUGCUAGCCAAAUUUGAGGAGAACGCUCCUGUACAGUCCACGGGUCUCCGGAGACAGCCUUAUCAAGACCGUGCUCUCAGCCAUCCUGCCUAUCGACAGCGAGAGCAGGGCCGCCAUGCCCCAAUACCUCAGUGGAAACAGGGUUCAUUAAAAAAAGAAUUCCCCCCCAAUGUUGGAGGCAGUGAUGUCUGCUACUUCUGCCACAAGCGGGUUUAUGUGAUGGAGAGGCUCAGCGCUGAGGGCAAAUUCUUCCAUCGCAGCUGCUUUAAAUGUGAAUACUGCGCCACCACUCUACGCUUGUCCUCCUAUGCCUACGAUUUGGUGGACGGAAAAUUCUACUGCAAACCUCACUACUGUUACAGGCUUUCAGGUUAUGCCCAGAGGAAGAGGCCAGCAGUGGGUCCAUUGUCAGGAAAGGACAACAAAGGGACUGUACAGGACAACAUGGCGGCUGAUGGUGCAGGGCGUGCCAAUUCCAUCUCAGCCUCGUCAGAGAAGACCCCAGCUCCCAACAUAAAUGGCGUAGAGGAACCGAGCCUUGCUAAGAGACUGCGUGGCACACCAGAACGGAUUGAGUUGGAGAACUAUCGGCUCUCGGUACAACGGGAAGAAGACUUGGAAGAAGUGCCAGAGGAGACAUUGGCAGAGCACAACCUCAGUAGCGUGCUAGACAAAGGAACAGAAGAGGAUCUACCCAGCAGUAGCUCAGAAUCUGAGAUAGAGGAGGAGGAGGAGGAAGAGGAAGAGGAGGAGGAGGCAGCAGAGCAGCCCAAGCAACCGACCUCCGAUCUGGGUGGCGUGCCAUGGAAAGAGGCUGUGCGAAUACAUGCCAUGUUGAAAGGGAAGAGUGAGGAGGAGCUGAAGAUUGAGAAAAACCAUGAUCAUGAAAACCAGGAGGAGGUGGAAGAAGAGGAGGAGGAGCUGGAGGAGGAGGAAGAAGAGGAGGAGGAGGAGGAGGAAGAAGAAGUCUCUAGCGAAGCAUCUGACCUUCCCUCCAUCCGCCACGAGGCAGUACAGGCAUGGCUGGAUGCAGCCCCAGGAGCUCUUUGUGAAGAGAAUGAUGAUGAAGAUGAAGUGGGUUCUGAGCCUGCAGAAGCGUUUGAAGAUGGAGACACUGGGGCAGAGUUGGAUGAUGAUGACAUCCCUUCUGAUGCAGAGGCAGAGUGUCGCAUCCAUCAAGAAGAAAAAGAAAAAGAAAAAGGAGAAAAAGAAGAACUGAAAGUCUCUGAGCUCAAGGAAGCAGAAACAGCCACCCCUUUCAUUAUGGCGGAAGAUACCUGUAAUACGUGUCUUCCAGUCCAGUCACCAUGUGAAAGGACUGGCUCUAUUUCUCCGAUUUGUAACCAUAAGGAAGAAGAAAAAGAGGAAUCUCUUUUACCGAUAUUAUACAGAGAAAAGUCUUCGGAUAUCCAUUUUUUCUCUGAGCCUUUCCUCCCGAAAAAAGAAAAAGAAGACAAGAUCCUUGAUGGUCAAAAAGCCCAGAGUCCACCAGCAUCAAUUUCACCAAUACGAUCACAGCCAGUUGCACUGCCUGAAGCUGUCACACCAAUAUCACCUGUAAAACCACCAUCAACAGUAACCUUAGAAUCAAUUUCUCCACCUCUUGCCCCCUUGCCUAUUUGUUCACAGCCUUUACCCACCACUGAAGCCUCCGUUACACCUCCAGCAGAGCCACCGGUGUGUUUUCAGCCAAUCCCAGCUUUUACUUCUACUCCUUUAGCCAAACUUGCUCUAAAAAGUCAAGAUGGGCAGAUGGAGAAACUGGAAAGUCCCAACACAGCAGAAGAGAUUUUGAAAAGGAAUAAUCUUGUGGAGGAAUUCUGGAUGAAGAGUGCUGAAAUCCGUAGGAGUUUGGGCCUCACUCCUGUCAACAGAAGCAGGGGGUCAGACCCAAACUUUACCUACUCACCCAUAGAAUGUGCUCCUCUUAAAUUAUAUAAUUCUGACGCGGGGCCAGAAGAAAAGGGAAUCCAUCCUGUCAAACCACCAAAGGUAAUCAUGCCAAAGUUGGAUAAGGAACAAUUCUCCUUGCUGACACCAACCUCCCAAUCAGAGAAAGAGCUGAAAAACUCAAAGGAUGUGAAAAGAGAUCUCUCCAGCAGUUCUGGACUGGGACUUCAGGGUAGUUCAUCCAACAUGAGGACAUUGGCCAGCCAAAGUUUCAACACAUCGGAUUCCACCAUGCUCACUCCUCCGUCUAGCCCUCCUCCGCCACCACCUCAAAAUGAAGAACCAGCAACGUUGCGAAGAAAAAGGCACCAGGCGAUUUGGCAGAAGGAAUCAGAGCCCAUACAGAUACCUCAGGUGGCACCGGCCAAUGAAAGGAUCCGACCCACCAGAGGUUCCUCUCAACCACCCAGAGAGGAGGUGAGGAAGUCAUUUGUUGAGAGUGUGGAUGAAAUACCGUUUGCUGAUGACGUAGAGGACACUUACGAUGACAGAACAGAGGAUACCAGCCUGAAUGAAAAAUACUACACUCCACCUAGCAAGCCAAGGCCCGAGAAGCCUCUUCAACUGCAUGGGGUUAAGGGAAAUGAUAGGUCAUCGUCCAGUGAAGGAGGAAAGAGAGGCCUUCCUCAGGUCUCUGCUGAAGCUAAGGAGUUAGCUGAGGAAAGGAUGAGGGCCAGGGAGAAGUCUAUCAAAAGCCAGGCCUUACGGGACGCGAUGGCUAAGCAGCUCAGCAGGAUGAAAGAUCUGGAGAUGACCAGCAGUGCUCUGGCUGCAAAAUCGCACAAAGCAUCUACAGCACCCUCAAAGACCAAAGAAUUCGCUUUAGACCCUUCAAAGCAUCCCACUGGCAAAACCAGCCAAGGCCCUACUCUGAAGCACCACGUUAGCAGCGAGAGGUUCUUCCCUCCGUUAACUGACAUUAGUGGUCACGAUGGGUCUAUCACAUCGUCCGAAGGCUCCGGCGGGAAGAAUAAAAAAAGGACUUCUCUCUUCUCUCCCCGGAAGAACAAAAAGGAAAAGAAGUCAAAGAAUGAAAAUAAGCAAUCUGACAAAUCCAGCAGCGCAGCUGAGGAAUCCACAAAGCCCAAAUCCCUUUGGAAGUCUGUUUUCUCCGGUUACAAGAAAGACAAGAAGAAAAAGGCAGAUGACAAAUCUUGCCCCAGCACACCUUCCAGUGGGGCCACGGUGGAUUCUGGGAAGCAUAAGGCAUCUCCAUUGGUUAGAGCAGCAGAUCUGCAACUGCGCCAACACUUAAGCUUCUCCGAGGAUUCUGAUCUCUCCAAUGAAGAUGUCUUAGAACGUUCCUCACAGAGAUCUAAACGAGAGCACAAAGCCUACACGGAGGAGGAACUCAACGCCAAACUGACCAGGCGAGUACAGAAAGCCGCUCGUCGUCAAGCCAAACAAGAAGAACUGAAGAGGUUACACAGAGCCCAGAUCAUCCAAAGACAAUUAGAGCAGGUUGAAGAGAAGCAAAGGCAGCUGGAGGAGAGGGGAGUUGCAGUGGAAAAAGCCCUCCGGGGUGAAGCAGACUAUUGGGGAGAGGCUUAUUACAGUGACCUCAUCGACUUGCAUCUGGGUGGCAUGGGGAAGAAGGAUGACCCUAAGCUGAUGCAAGAGUGGUUCAAACUGGUACAGGAAAAGAAUGCCCUGGUGCGCUAUGAAUCGGAGCUGAUGAUAUUUGCACGCGAGUUAGAAUUAGAGGACAGGCAGAGCCGGCUACAGCAAGAGCUUCGAGAGAGGAUGGCAGUGGAAGAUCAGCUGAAGACAGAUGAAGAACUCUCGGAGGAGAAGAAGAUCUUGAAUGAAAUGCUGGAGGUGGUGGAGCAGAGAGAUUCUCUUGUGGCUCUGCUUGAAGAGCAGCGCCUCCGAGAGAAGGAGGAAGACAAGGAUUUAGAAGCGGUUAUGCUGUCCAAAGGCUUCAACUUGAAUUGGUCCUGAGUGCAUCACCAUGACUGGUUGCUUAUUCUGCAUUGUCCAUUUGGCCUAUGCCAAGUCAGAUGGAGCUGCCUGGUUAGAGGAGACACCUUGGAGCAGGAACUGCUUCAGGAAUCUUGCAGCAGCUAAGUGCUUGAGCCAGGAGCUUCCUGCUUAAGAGGGUUGCUUGUAAGGAUUCAGAGUCCUGGGUGAGGCUACCGAGCCGAGAACGAAGUCGUGAUCUGAGAUUGCGUGCCUUCCCUGAGGACCUGUGCAAGAGGUCAAUGUCUUUGUCUGUGUGUAGGUGGGUGUGUGAGAUCUCCGAGAGAGACUAAAAACGAAAAUAUUUUGUGUGAUUUUUUUUUUUUUAAAGAACUUUAACCGAUUUAGGUGGGCCAUAACCUGUUCAUUUCAUAUUUACCCAACCUGUGGUAUUAAUGGAUUUUGUUCAUUUAAAUAACGAAAGGAAAGGAGUGUCAAAUUGAUCUUCUGAAAGGUCACCUUUGUAGCAGCCUUUGGGAGAGCAAACCACUCACAAAGCACACUGUGUAGAUGCUCUUCUCACCAAAGAAAUCCGAAACUGCCACUGUGGUCCAGGUAUGGAGGAACAUCCAUAUCUGAAGGUUGACGGGAGACUUGGAACACUAAGAACUUGAAAUGUGUUUUUUUGUGACUUCCAGAAAGACAGGAACAGAGGCAGACUCUCCCUCUCCCCUUCUCUGCAAUCUCCACGUGUUGCCAUUGUUCCGAGCAGAUGCAGCAUGCAAACUUUUUUUUUCCUUUCGGCCACGAAGUGCUCCGGACUGAAAGAAGCUGCUUCCCGUUUUUUGAUGACCUUGGACUACUCUAUUGUGAACUCGAUGAGUUGCACAUUUGGACACUGGAAGGUGCUUGUUAUCAAAAGAUGGUUUCAUUCAGAAGCAUUUUGGAGGGGUUCUCGUGGGGAUCGUUCUCCAGCAUCAAACUUUCCAAGAGUGGGCUGGAAAGUAGGUUUUUGAUUCUUUGUGUUUGUGGGAAUAUUUUUUUUCCUUUUUCUUUUCUUUUUUUUCCCCCCUUUGCACAUCGGAAAUGAAGCAGAAGACCUAUCCUGGCCCUUUAGUCACUUUAGAUCCUUUAAUGUCCAUUAACUUAUUUUUUAAUACUUGAAAGAAAAAUUGGUUUUUGUACCUUUUUAAGAAGUGAACAGAUGAGUGUGUGGUAAAUCUGUGUGCCAGCCCGACCUUUGUGUGUUUAAUGCUUUCCCUUCUUCCCUGUAUCUAUUUAUUAGAGUCAUUAUUAAUGAUAUUACUGUUACACAGUACAUUUGAUCUGAAAGAAAGAUGCUUCUAAUUUCCAGAC
Molecule: messenger RNA, 8068 nt
Organism: Thamnophis elegans (Western terrestrial garter snake)
Lineage: Eukaryota; Metazoa; Chordata; Lepidosauria; Squamata; Natricidae
Gene: MICAL3
Product: microtubule associated monooxygenase, calponin and LIM domain containing 3
Exons: 35
Coding region: 683-6754 (2023 amino acids)
Molecular function (GO): FAD binding; protein binding
Source: RefSeq, a predicted model, not a curated record